Myotis myotis is the source of this 6670-nucleotide messenger RNA. It is a transcript of the gene MOB1B, whose product is annotated as MOB kinase activator 1B. The coding region runs from base 302 to 952 and encodes 216 amino acids. Lineage: Eukaryota; Metazoa; Chordata; Mammalia; Chiroptera; Vespertilionidae. The record is from RefSeq and is a predicted model, not a curated record. Gene Ontology annotation, biological process: positive regulation of protein phosphorylation; hippo signaling. Gene Ontology annotation, cellular component: nucleus; cytoplasm. The transcript has 6 exons. Gene Ontology annotation, molecular function: protein kinase activator activity.
CGAGGGGUGGCACUGCGGCGGCCGCGGUGGCUGUUGUCAGGGGCAGGCGAGCGCCCUUUCCCCGCCUCCCUUUCCUUCCCCUCCCAUUGAGCGCCUCUGGCCGAGCGCUCCCCACUUCCGCCCCCUCUGCGUGCCACUGGGACUCGCGUAGCCGAGCGAGUUGCGGCCGCGGAACCGCCGGCGCCGCCCCGCACCGCCUCUCCUCGCCUUCCUCUCCUUGCCUCUUCCUCCCGGGCCGCCGCCGCCGCCGCCGCGCCCGAGGCCUCGCGACUACCGACCCGCAGCCCGCGCCGCGGCCGACAUGAGCUUCUUGUUUGGUAGCCGCUCCUCUAAAACAUUUAAACCAAAGAAGAACAUACCAGAGGGUUCUCAUCAGUAUGAGCUCUUAAAGCAUGCAGAAGCCACACUUGGCAGUGGCAAUCUCCGGAUGGCUGUCAUGCUUCCUGAGGGAGAAGAUCUCAAUGAGUGGGUUGCAGUGAACACUGUGGAUUUUUUCAAUCAGAUCAACAUGCUUUAUGGAACAAUCACAGAUUUCUGUACAGAGGAAAGUUGUCCGGUGAUGUCAGCUGGCCCAAAAUAUGAGUAUCAUUGGGCAGAUGGAACAAACAUAAAGAAGCCCAUUAAGUGCUCUGCACCAAAGUAUAUUGAUUACUUGAUGACUUGGGUUCAGGACCAGUUGGAUGAUGAGACAUUAUUUCCUUCAAAAAUAGGUGUCCCAUUCCCGAAGAACUUCAUGUCUGUGGCAAAAACUAUACUCAAACGCCUCUUCAGGGUUUAUGCUCACAUUUAUCAUCAGCAUUUUGACCCUGUGAUCCAGCUUCAGGAGGAAGCGCAUCUGAAUACAUCUUUCAAGCACUUUAUCUUUUUUGUCCAGGAAUUUAACCUGGUUGACAGAAGAGAACUUGCACCACUCCAAGAACUGAUUGAGAAACUCACCUCAAAGGACAGAUAAGGGAUGUGAACUGUGCAAAUUGUUCCCAUGAAGUUCUGUGGAGUGUAUUUGGAUUUCGUUGUAUUUUAUUUUUGUCUCGGUUGUUUUUGUCUUAGGUUUGGGGGGCUUAUUUGUGUUCUUUUUUCUUCUGAAUAAAUGAAACCAUAUUCAAUUGCUAUGUAAAGCCAACAACCAUUCUCUAUACAUUUGAUAGGCGUAAAUUUUGUCUUAGUGGCUUUUUUUUUAACUUGGUUUUGGUUACUUGUGGAAUUUUUUAUAAUGUUGUAGGUUGAAAGAGAAUGCUUAUUGAUUGGGCUGCUCAUGGAUGGGAUUCUAUGUUGUGUAAAUUGUGGCUGAUUUUUUUAAGUCCCCAAAAGACUUAUAUUUUAUAAGUGCCUUGGCAGGCUCACUUCUGAGGUGCAAAGCACAUAGAACCAAACAGGGCUUGAAACAAUAGGAUUAUUACCCAGAGCACUUACUGAUGCAUGUUUUAAAAUAUCUAUGACAAAAGCCAUAGUUUACCUGAAUUGAUGAUCUCUAGCUUUUACUACAUCGAAGAAACACAAUUUGUAAAGGUGUGCAUGUAGAGCAUAAAAAAAUUAGUAUUUCUUAAUUAUUUUUCAUAUUGAUGGUAAUUCUGUUCAACAGAUGCUUAAAGUUCCACAAGCAGGUCUUUUUCCAUCUCUUUACUGUGAUAUUGAAACUUGAGGAUGUUGAAAUGCAAUAUCUGUUGCAUUUUGGCUUCUUUCUACAUGUUAACUGCACUGUAGGUGUGAAUAUUCAGGUUUAUGUACAGGUUUGCCAUCUUCAGAGGUGAUGCUGAACUGUGAGGUUUCUUAGCAAUUGCCAAAUGAGCCAUAAGUCUGCAGAAUCUCCUCCUACUUUGAAGAAGCUUUGAUAGGAGUGUGUGUUCUGUUAUAGGGGAUUAGCUUGUGUAGGGAGUUAAAGAUGGAAUUAACUGUGGAGAGUCAAGUUCAAGAAAGUCCUGUCUUAAAACCCUUGAAUAGAAUGGCAUGAAGAUUUUAAUCAAUUUCGUGUAAGCAUAGUCUUAGAGACUUCUUUUUAGGAAUCAACUUCCAUAGAGAAGUUAAAAAUAAGUUAUUAAUUUUAGGUAUAGAUAUUAAAUAAGGAAUAAAGGACUAUUUGGGAACAUUGACCACUUUCCAGCACUUCCAUUCAGUGAAUGGAGCUGGUGUUUGCCUGUCAUUUUAAAUGAUACAGUACAUUCUUUGCUUAUUAUAGGCUCUAUUUGAAGCAUUCUGACAGCUGAUUUUCCACUGUGAAAGGAAAUAAUUUUCUUUGCAGUGAUAUUUAACAAUGAAAGUGCUAAUUCAGAGAUUAUUAACUUUAACAUUUUAGUUUCCUUGACUUUUUAGUGAAUUAUUCCCAUAAGUUUUGAAAAUUGAUUUUUAAAAUAAAUAUUAACAUUUUCACUUUACUUUUAUUCUUGAGAUAUAUUCUUUUUAGACUUUGUUUUAAUUUUCUCAUUUCCAGUAAAGCUAUCCCUUCAGUUUGAAAUAUAUACUCUUUUUUUUUUAGUUAGAAAUAUAUACCCUUUUCCUUGUAGAAUAGAAAUCUUGCUCUGAAAUUGUAUAGACUAAAAAUACUAAGAAUCUAAAAUGAAAUCAGUUAGGUUUUGCUCUUAACAAGUAGAGCCAUGAUACAGUUUAAUUACAUUAUAAUUACAAUCACUAGGAACUGCCUUUUUUCCCAUUUCAUUUAUAGCCAUCAUUCUCAAGUACCAACCAUAGAAAUAACAGGAGAGCCUGGCAGAGAUAUACUGGACAUUCAUUGGUAAUACUUAGUUAAAAAUUACAGUGAGAACUAGCUGAUGUCCUUAAAACAACUCUUUUAAUAUCCAGAUCUUUUAGCAGCCAUUAUGGGUAGAUUCAGAAGUAAAAUUCGGCAUCAACUGAUUUUGAGUUCUAUCUAUUUGGGAAAAUGAAGCACAUAAUUACUCAAGUAGUCUUCCAUACUGCAUUUGUCUUCAUAUCAACCUAGUAACAAAGAGGUUGCAAUAGCCAAAUGUAGAGAGUAUAGUAAAAAAUUGUUUUUGUUCUUUUAAGCCUUAUGCAGUAAUAUACUGUAAAAAUGGAAAAAUGUUUCCAUCAAUGAAUGUUUAGUAGUAGGACCUGCUUUCCCAUUGUAUGUAUAUAAGAGUUUGUCGUCACUGUGCCAGAAUCUCAGGUGCCUGCCUCUGAGUAUUCCUGUAAACAGUUAUUGGAAAGUAUGGAAUUAUGUAUGUGUGUAUAUGGUAACAAAGUAGUGAGGUUCUCCCAGAGGCCUGGCAUUGUACAUGGUGUUACAUGGCUAUGAGUAGGAAAACAUUCACCAGAGCAUGUGAGAAAUAACUAAUUUAAUAAAAAAUUGCUUUGAUUCGGUUAGUUCCCAUGAACCCUUUAUAAAAUAAGGAUCACAUCUUGGCUUUGCAGCAGAACUUGUUUAUAAAUGUCUAUUGAAUUCUUUCCAGAUCUCUUUGUUAAAUUUAUAAAUAACCAAGAUAAAGAUUUCCCCCCUUUUCUUUAUAUGGAAGUAUAAAACAGAAGUUGGUUUUCCCAUCUGCUAAUAAAAGCAUAAAAUAUAAAAUAGUAAGUUAACAUAGUAUUGUUUUCACAAUGCUUUGGUUAAAUAUUGAUAUGCAGCAAGUUUUAGGAAUUACUUUAAAUGGUGGCAUGAUGGUGGUGGAGAGAAUAACAGAAAGUGUGAAAAUCCUUUAGUUAGCAGUAGAUGGUGCUACUGGCUUUCAUUUGCUGACUUGAUUAUUCUGUUUCCCAUAAAAACCCAUUGUAUUAAACUGCACUGAAACAGUAAACAUUUUGUUAGUUAGCUGGUAGAAGCUUUGGAAGUCAGUUUACCUUAACUUGAGAGAUUUUAGAUUGCUAUUGCUUUUUACCUUCGUUAUCUGUAAAUUCUAACUGAUCAGCAUAAAAUGUAUUUGGUAGGAGAUGACCUGUUUAGUGGAUAACAUAUCACAGACUGAGUUACUGCCUAUUUUUAUCAGCAGAGAUAAAGCACUACAAUCGCUUUUAUUUAGAAAAUACAGAUGAUGUGGAUAUUUAUAUUUUACAUGUAAUCACCAGACUCCAUUUUAUGUAUUAGCAUUUUCCUUGCUUAUGGGAAAAUAGCAAAAUGACAGAUUUAUUUUAUACCUUUGUCUACCCCUCUCUGAGAGAGGUUUUGAUAACCACUGAAAUGGUAAAAUAUGUGAGAUGCAAUUGCUACGUUGUAGGACUUUCUUUUAAAAUAAACGUUAUUCCUUAAACAUCCAAAUGAGAGUAGAUCUUCAGGGUGGUUCCUUUGGGAGCACUGCUUAUUCCAGCUAUGCUGCAAAGGUGUAAAGUUUUUGGAAUGCUUUCAAAGAAGCCUUGAGAAUCAGUGUAUGACUAUGCAAGAUAAUCUAUUUCAUCAUUUUAGUUGCACCAAAACCUCGUUUUGGCAACUUAAUUAUGACUAUCUCAUUCACCAAACCAACUCUGCUUUGCUGUUUUCUUGGAACUAAACCAUGAAGGAAGUUCAAUAGAAUGUACCAUAGGUUCUGAAAUUUGCAGAAGAGUGUGUUUUGAGCAUAGGUAGCAUCAUAUAAUAAUGAAUUGUUUCCUGAUGUCACUUCUUUGAAGUACACAGUAUCAUUUGGAUGUAUAGGUUUUAUUUUUUUUAAUUUAGUUUAAUUGUCUUAUAGUUAAGUAUAAUAAUAAAAAAAAGUCUUUAUCUUGUUUUCUAUUUUUUUCCUUUCCCUGAUAACUCUUGAAUUCAAUCUUGACUACUGUAAAAUAGUUUUAAGGGAUAGUAAGAAAAACAUGGAUCCAAUAUUUAAGAUAGAAGUAGCCUAAGGGAAACAAUAGCCUUUACCUCCAUCCCUUUUUUAAAAAACCAUUUUCACUCAGAUGAACAAUUUGAAUUUAAAGACUAGAGAUCAUUUUACAAAGAAAUUGGAAUAAGUUUUAUAUAUUAAUUAGGCUGACUUUUAAGCCUACAUAUCACAGAUAAAAUAUUUAAAACUAUAUAACCAUUUCAUAUGUCAUUUAUAAAUUUAAAAUUAUGAAUGUCUUUUUAAAAGAUAUGGGGCCAGAAGUCUAUUUCUAAUUUGAAAAUGAGUCUGCAUACCAAGAGAAAAUGUUACUUAUUUAGAAACUUAUCUGGGAUAUUAAAGAGUAUGUCAAUUCUUAGAAAUGCUAUUCUACAUCUACUUUUUAAGGAUCAUUCCUAAAGUAAUUUCAAUAUUAGACUUUUGUCAUAAUGUUAAGAAGAUUCACCAUAGGAAUUACUGUUGUUCAGCUGCCAGUUUAAUGGUAUAUGAGAUAAAUGUUUAGAGAGAAAACUCUCAAGAUUGAAUGAAAAAGUUUAAUUUUAAGAUAUAAUAACAAUUCUGACUGCAGACAGUUUGAAUUUUUAGGGUUUUCCUAAUGAGCUAAUCAUAUGGAAGAAUUCAUUUUGAAGGUAUAAAACUGUGCUCCAUGUCUGCUACUUGUAGCUAAAUUGAUACAGAAUUGUGACAAAAGAUAGUACAUAUUGAGUAUUCUCAGUUUUGCUAGUGUGAAUUUCUUUUUCUACAUAUAAUACUACACAUAGAUAACUUUGGAUUACAGUUCUCCAAGACAGUGGAAUCACUGGCCUUUUCCAGCUCACAUCCCCUUCUCCUUGGAGGUAAAUUACUUCCUUUACUGCUAUUGACUUUCCAUAUCUCCUAUCCCCCCAAAACGCACCACUUGGAAAACAAACAGGUCGAUUGUGCAAGUCCUCAUUGUUAGUGCUUCCGAGGUACUUGCUGUCAACAUGUAGGCUUCAGCUGAAGUGUUGAAAAAUGCACUUACAUAGGCAUUCUUCUUUUUUUUGGCUGACAGCUUUCUUUAAAUAUGUCACUGAAGCUGAGAUCAUUAGUGAUAAAAUUAAACAUUUUUGUUAAUAUUUAAUUUCUCACAUAUUAUUUUUAUGUGUGGGUGUUUCUUACUGGUUUGCACAUCUUUUCCUUUUUACUUUGUUUCUGAAAUACUUAAUAUUAUGUAGGUUUUAAAAUAGAUUACAUUUUCAUUUUAAGAAUACUUUUCUCCUUAAAUUGUUUUGCUGAGAUAACUAUUUUUAGGGGAAAUAGUUUUUUAAAGCAACUAAAUUGUAUUUGUUAUUUUUGUACAUGCAUAACUAGGGUGCUGAGGGUACUAAUGUGGGAGGACACUUAACUUUUGUUCUAGUUGAACUUUUCUUAUACAUUAUUACUUAAAAUUAUCUAGAAACAGUGUCAUGAAAUCUAGGUUGAGAGAGAAUACAGUGUACAUGAGACAGUUAAAGUCUGAAUAGAAAUUAUUUAUGGGGACAAAAGCAGAAUAAUACUGUCAGUGCCAUCUAAUGGAAACAUAGGGUCAGCAUUCACAUUGUACAAGUAUUUCAGAGGAUGUGUAAAGACAGGGAUUCAGCUCUACUGGAGGCAGACAAUUUCUCUAUUAAAGUAGCUGGGAGGGGAAAAAUGAUCUAAAAUAUGAAAUGUAACAUCGACGCUAUGUUGUAAACUGUGCCAAGAUUACUCAAAUUGUAGUUAUUGGUCAAAGUUUAACUGCUUUGUCAUUUUUAUUUUAAAAGGAUACUGAAUGUCAGAAAAUCUGUAAUAUGUUUUAGUUGAGAGAUGUAAAUAAUGUAUUUACAGAUUUGUAUGUGAUGGGAUGGGAAGAAAUAUUUAAAUUCUAGGUUUUUUUAAAGGAAGAUACUGAAUGUUUAUUACAAAAAUAAAUAGUUAUGUUUGGCCAUGAA